AUGGACGAUGGUGAUAUAAGCCUCAGUCCGACGACAGUGUUUAUGUUGAGAGAUGCAUAUAUGUGUAUGUGGCUAUAUCACUAUCAAACUCCAAAUACUUUAAACCAAUCAUGCUGUCACGGUAAAGUGCAAAAUAUCGUCAUCUAUUCAGGAAAUACAAAUGUUUCCAGCUUCAUAACUUGUGAGGUCCAUACACACACUGAGCAGAAAGCCUUGGCGGAGGUCGGGGCCCAACAAGUAAUCCCAGCAUUAGUUAGGUAUUUAGGCAACUAA
Sclerotinia sclerotiorum 1980 UF-70 is the source of this 273-nucleotide messenger RNA. RefSeq lists its product with no specific name. The transcript is spliced from 2 exons. Bases 1 to 273 code for a protein of 90 amino acids. The record is from RefSeq and is a predicted model, not a curated record. Lineage: Eukaryota; Fungi; Ascomycota; Leotiomycetes; Helotiales; Sclerotiniaceae.